Babesia ovata is the source of this 420-nucleotide messenger RNA. Its product is annotated as filamentous hemagglutinin, putative. Bases 1 to 420 code for a protein of 139 amino acids. The record is from RefSeq and is a predicted model, not a curated record. The transcript has a single exon. Lineage: Eukaryota; Apicomplexa; Aconoidasida; Piroplasmida; Babesiidae.
AUGUCGCCCCACUCAGUGGUGCGUGAACAAUUCGUCGUUGUCUGCGAUGUGCACCGGGUCGAUGAUCUGCAUGAUGAUGACAUGCGGCUUGUCCCUCCGGUGCUCCAGGGACUUGGCGGUGAUCUCGCCGAUGGAGUGCAGCGGCAGCUCCUUGCCGUCUGCCUGUUCGAAGUAGAACCCGUCGUGCGGGAGCUCACGCAGCACCUUCAGCAGCUGCUUGAAGUCGUUGAGCUGCCUGUUCCUGUGGACGGUGUGCUUGUCCAGCGAUAUCGUGACCUCGUCCUUGCCCUCCAUGUUACCGAUCGCCCGCGCGUGGCUAAGCAGGUCGUCCGUAGGCAGGUGCUGUUUCACGUUAUGCAUCCGCUGCUCGAUCUUGUGGGCAAGAACCAUCGGGUAUUCGUGGGAUUUGAGCAUCUUUAG